CUAUCACUACUUUAAGAGCUCUGCCACCUUCAGCCAACAUCCCAGACCCAGCUGCUCCCUCUCUUCUCUCUCCUUCUCUCUCCAUCCAGGUGACAAACACAGCCUGGAAAAUAGCAAGCAGGCAAGAGAGAGAGAGAGAGACGGAUGAAACACAUGGCAACAAUACAGGAGGUUAAUAAUCAGACUGGGGAGAUAGCAGCUUGUUUCCAGGAGAACUGAACACCACGGAGAGAACAGACCAGCAAUCAUCUCUUCCUGCUUGUGUGUGUGUGUGUGUGUGUGUGUGUGUGUGUGUAUGUGUAUGUGUGUGUGUAUGUGUGUGUGUGUGUGUGUGUGUGUGUGUUUGUGUGUGUGUGUGUGUGUGUGUGUAUCUGACAGACAGAGUGCAGUGGAAUUGCAGGAGUUGGUUUUCGGGGGAAGACAGCGCGACUGAUCCAUUGCAACAGAGAUUCUCUGACAACCGAAAGAGCCAAGGAGCGUAACACAUUGUGGAUAAAUUGAGAGUUUGCAUCUGAGGGAACGAGAAGAUUGAAGACAGAGAGAGAAAGACUUUCGUUGUUCUUCUCUGCUCCACUUACCCUGACCCUUCUCCCUCUCCCUCACUCCCCCUCCCCCCCUGUCCUCGUCUCACCUGAGAUGGACCGGCUGCUGGCUCUGGCCCUGGUCUACCUGGUGUACCUGUCGACUGCAGUGAUUGGCUCAGAGAAGAAGAAGCACCGGGUGCAGCAUGGACCCUGCAGUUACACCUUCAUUCUCCCCGAGGUGGAACACUGCCAGCCCCUCAAAGACUUCCAGGUCACCAACUCCCUCCAGAGGGACUCCCCACCACCGCCAGCCCCGGACCCAGGAUCGAGUCACCCUGAACAGGACAAAGCCCAGCCCGCUAGGUCCUCAUGGCAGGAGAGGAAGAUGGAGAGACUGGAGAGCUCCACAGAGAAUAAUACACAAUGGUUGCAGAAGCUGGAGAGGUCCAUCCAGGAGAACCUGCGUUCUGGGAUGGAGGAGAUGAAGACAAACGCUGUUCACACCCAGACGGCGGCCAUGUUGGAGAUCGGGACUAAACUCUUCAGCCAAUCAGCCGAGCAGACCCGCAAAUUGACAGAUGUGGAGACCCAGGUGCUGAACCAGACCAGUAGAAUGGAGAUUCAGCUGUUAGAGUAUUCUCUGUUCACUAACCGUCUAGAGAAACACGUCCUCCAGCAGAAUCAGGAGAUCUCACGACUCAACGAUAAAAGCAGUUUGAUAGAGCAGAGGUUCUCAGCUUUAGAGGCCAGGCACGUUGAGGAGCUCCAGGGUCUUCAGAGGGAGAGACAGCAGCUGCAGGACAUGCUGGAGAGACAGAGGCGCCUGGUCACCCAGCUACAUGGAGAGCUGGGGACCUCCACACACACCAGCACACGACUGCAGAAGCAGCAGGCUAUACUGACUGACACCGUGCAGCAGCUGCUCGCCAUGGUCACCCACUGCAACGAUAUACCCACUACACCCAAAGAGGAGCCAGUAAUCUACAGAAACUGUGCUGAAAUCUUCCGAUCUGGGCUCACAGAGAAUGGUGUCCACAGCAUACGACCCCCGAACUCUACCCGCACAGUGAAGGUGUUCUGUGAUAUGAAGACGAGAGGUGGAGGCUGGACUGUGCUGCAGCAUCGUAGAGACGGAGCCGUGGAUUUCCACCGUGGAUGGAGGGAUUACAAGAUGGGUUUCGGGGAUCCCUCGGGAGAGUACUGGGCAGGAAAUGACCUCAUCCAUCUGCUGACCAGCUCCCAGGAGUACAGUCUCCAGGUGCAGCUGAAGGACGACGAGGGGAACGAGGCCUACUCCCACUACGAUCACUUCUAUAUAGACGCAGAGGACAAAAACUACAGUCUCCAUGCCCAGGGGUUCAGUGGUACCGCUGGUCGCACCAGUAGUCUGACCCAGCAUGGGACCCAGUUCAGCACCAAGGACCGAGACAACGACCGCUGCUCCUGCAAGUGUGCUCAGAUGUCUUCUGGAGGUUGGUGGUUUGAGGCGUGUGGUCCCUCCAACCUGAACGGUAUCUACUACGCUGGCGUCUCCAACGUGGUCCGUUACAACGGCAUCAAGUGGUACUACUGGAAGGGCGCCAGCCUCAUGGCGACCAUGACUACCAUGAUGGUUCGACCCGCAGGCUUCUGAGGGAUAGCAGCUGCGAUAGCUGAUGAUUUCAAAGGGGAAGCGACUGAUGACAUCACCCUGACUGACUAAAUUACUGACAGAUGAGCGAAUGAUGAAGUUUGACAAACAUUUGGAAUACGAUAUUUGAGUGGCGAUUUUAGAAAUGUUUGAUUGAUGGACAUUUUCAAAGUUUUUUUUUUCUCCAAAAAUGUAUUCUGUUGGCCUCCCGAGUGGUGCAGUGGUCUAAGGCACGCGUCGCUGUGCUAGCCGUGCCACUAGAGAUUCUGGGGUCUAGUCCAGUCUCUGUCGGAGCCGGCCCGCGACUGGGAGACCCAUGGGGCGGCGUGCAAUUGGCCUUGCGUCGUCCGGGUUCGGGGAGGGUUUGGGAUGUCCUUGUCCCAUUGCGCUCUAGCGACUCCUGUGGCGGGCCGGGUGCAGUGCACGCUGACACGGCCGCCAGGUGUACGGUGUUUCCUCCGACACGUUGGUGCGGCUGGUUUCCGUGUUAAGGGGGCAUUGUGUCAAGAAGCAGUGAGGCUCGUUCGGGUUGUGUAUCAGAGGAAGCACGGCUCCCGACCUUCACCUCUCCUGAGUCCGUACAGGAGUUGCAGCGAUGAGACAAGACUGUAACUACCAAUUGGUUACCACGAAAUUAGAGAGAAAAAGGGGUAUUAACAUUUUAAAAAAUUUUAAAACAUGUAUUCUGUUUUAGAGAUUUUUCCCACCAAAAUGGCACUCCAUAAACAUGUGUUUUCUAAUGUAACUGUACAUACUGUGACUUCAGAAAUGAUUCCCUUGACUUAUUCCACAUUUUGCUGUUGUUACAGCCUGAAUUCUGAAUGGAUUAAAUAUAUUUUUUCUCAACCAUCUAUGUACACACCAACAGAGUGAAAAUUAUGUUUUUAGAAAUUGUAGCAAUUAAAAAAAAAAAAUUAUUAAAAAAAAACUUAUUUACAUAAGUAUUCACACCUCUAAGUUAAUACUUUGUAGAAGCACCUUUGACAUCAAUUACAGCUGUCAGUCUUUCUGGAGAAAUCUUUAAGAGCUUUCCACACCCAUUAUUCUUUUCAACAAUCUUCAAGCUCUGUCCAAUUGGCUGUUGACCAUUGGUAGAUAACCAUUUCCACGUCUUGCCGUUGAUUUUCAAGUAGAUUUAAGUCAAAACUGUUACUAUGCCACUCAGGAACAUUCACUGUCAUCUUGGUAAGCUACUCCAGUGUAUAUUGGCCUUAUGUUUUAGGUUACUGUCCUGCUGAAAGGUGAAUAUGUCUCCCAGUAUCUGGUGGAAAGCAGACUGAAACAGGUUUUCUUCUAGGAUUCUGUCUGUGCUUAGCUCCAUUCCAUUUAUUUUUGUCCAAAAAAAACUCCCCAGUCCUUAAAGAUUACAAGCAUACCCAUAACAUGAUGCAGCCAAAACUAUGCUUGAAAAUAUGGAGAGUGGUACUCAGUAAUGUGUUGUAUUGGAUUUGCCCCAAACACAACACUUUGUAUUCAGGACAAACACAGUCCUUUGCCCAAUUUUUUUUUUUUUUUUUUUUUUUUUUUUUUUGCCUUGUUGCAAACAAGAUGGAUAUUUUGAAAUAAGUUUUAUUAUUUUCAACACUAACCUGUUAUUUAGUUUAGUAUUGUGGAGUAACUACAAUGUUGUUGAUCCAUCCUCAGUUUUCUCCUAUCACAGCCAUUAAACUCAGUAACUGUUUUAAAGUCACCAUUGGCCUCAUGGUGAAACCCCUGAGCUGUUUCCUUCCUCUCCGGCAACUGAGUUAGGAAGGACGCCUGUAUCUCUGUAGUGACUGGGUGUAUUGAUCCACUGAGGUAGGAAGGACGCCUGUAUCUCUGUAGUGACUGGGUGUAUUGAUCCACUGAGGUAGGAAGGAUGCCUGUAUCUCUGUAGUGACUGGGUGUAUUGAUACACUGAGGUAGGAAGGAGGCCUGUAUCUCUGUAGUGACUG
Messenger RNA from Oncorhynchus nerka (sockeye salmon), 4088 nucleotides. It is a transcript of the gene angpt2b, whose product is annotated as angiopoietin 2b. Gene Ontology annotation, biological process: Tie signaling pathway. The record is from RefSeq and is a predicted model, not a curated record. NCBI's taxonomy places the organism in Eukaryota, Metazoa, Chordata, Actinopteri, Salmoniformes, Salmonidae. Bases 637 to 2157 code for a protein of 506 amino acids. The transcript is spliced from 9 exons. Gene Ontology annotation, molecular function: receptor tyrosine kinase binding.